UUUGCGAUAUUUAGCUCGUCAGCUCCAUUAUUCCAGAAAUACACGCACGUUUUAGACGGUUAUACACGGAGUCCGAAAGCGGGGAUGUUCGAUAUACCAAUAGAUCCAUAUCGAUGCUCUGACAUCUGGUGGCUGAUCACUCAUGAUUCAGGAUAUGGGGUGCGUUCGGCAUGAUUCUGCUCCCGGCGCAGGGUCUAGACGGUUGAAGACUCACAUCAAGGUGUCCAAAGUUGAGGGGAGUACGCGUACUCCAUGACACUGGGAGCUUACAGUGUAGACUAUGAUAUUUUAAGGACUGGCUAGACCGCGGAAGUCUACCGUGCCUGUUUCCGCUUACACUGGAAUUGACAUCCAUCGCAUUCUCGAUCCGACAAGGUGUACCACAAUCCUCAUAAUGGCUCCACGCGUUGGUGAAACUAUUCAGCCGGAUGAUCUAGCCAAAAAGGCACACCACCAGAUCUCUGAAAUGCUGAAAGAUUCCUCAAAGCGACUCUUCCUUAUGGGCGUCUUGGCCAGCGAUGAUGCUGGGUCUAACCAGUAUGCAAACUGGACUCGCAAAACCUCUCAAGAAAUCGGAGUGGAUUUCCACCUGAUGAAGUUGUCACCCGAAAAUGUGGCAACCUAUAUUCGGGCGAUCAACGCCAAUAACAGCGUCCAUGGCAUCAUCGUGUACUACCCGAUUUUCGGUGACAAGAGAGACGACGAGAUCCGACAGCUUGUCGCACCUAGCAAGGACGUCGAAGGACUCAACCAUCAGAACUUGCCCCGGUUCUCCGACGUUGCAGAAGUGUCCAGACCACCACCAAAACAAGGACGAAGCAUUAUCCCCUGCACGCCAAGGGCGGUUAUGUGGAUCCUGGAGUGGAUGGACGUGCAUGAUCGGACACGGCCCGCGGGGGAGCGACUGCAGAACCAGGAGAUCUGCAUCAUUAACCGGUCUGAUGUAGUGGGAUUGCCCCUCGCUCAGUUACUCGCGGGGGAGGGUGCUCGCGUCUACAGUGUGGACAUCUCCGGUGUCCAACUCUUCCAACGCCUGUACUAUCCAUGGCACUCCGAAGGACUGCACGGAAAAGAUCUUCCCAACUGGAGUGUGCGGGACGCCGUGCAGCGGUCUCGAGUGGUCAUCUCGGCUGUUCCAGAUCCCGCGUUCAAGGUGAAUACGAAGUGGCUUCAGCGCGGCGCCAUCUGUGUCAAUGUUUCUUCGGAGAAGAAUUUCGAGCCUAAUGUGGUAGAGGUGGCGUCCAAGUUUGUCCCCCGCGUUGGCAGUGUCACAAUCGGAGCUCUCUUGUACAAUCUCAUCCUGUGUUCGUCACGGAACUAGAGCCGUUAAUGCUUAGAAGGGAUCUUCCGAGCCGUAUGUCCGUCACGCUCUCCGGCGGUCCGAUGCAAUGUCAGACUGUGGAGUCUUGUUGUGAUCUGUCUCGUGCAUAAGUUAUAACCUAUACGAAGAAUAUCACUGCCAAGUUUGAAAAAUCUUGUCGU
Messenger RNA from Aspergillus pseudotamarii, 1482 nucleotides. RefSeq names its product bifunctional methylenetetrahydrofolate dehydrogenase/methenyltetrahydrofolate cyclohydrolase. The transcript is spliced from 3 exons. The record is from RefSeq and is a predicted model, not a curated record. Gene Ontology annotation, biological process: purine nucleobase biosynthetic process. Gene Ontology annotation, molecular function: methylenetetrahydrofolate dehydrogenase (NADP+) activity; methylenetetrahydrofolate dehydrogenase (NAD+) activity. NCBI's taxonomy places the organism in Eukaryota, Fungi, Ascomycota, Eurotiomycetes, Eurotiales, Aspergillaceae. Gene Ontology annotation, cellular component: cytosol. Bases 395 to 1321 code for a protein of 308 amino acids.